AUGGAAGAAGAAACGGAGGGUACACCGGUAGAAGAUGACACGAACCAUGUUCUGUCCAUCGGCUCAACAUCUCGUGAUCUGCAGACGGCGUAUCUCAUCAUCAGCCUGGUGUUGUCGGUAGGAUGCGGCCUGCUGCUCAUCUUCCUGGUUUGGAAGAAAGAGUAUCUCCACAAACCCAGCCACUACCUGCGGUGUAACCUGGCGGUAGACGACAUCAUCUUCACCGGCUGCCUGAUCCCCGUCUGUAUCCACGCAGUUCUCCGGCAAGACGACACCGGGGGACAGCUGUGGUGUACGACUAAAGCACUGGUAGCGCCCGCAUGUAUGAUGUCUAUGUACGGUACAUACAUCAUGAUGGCAGUAGACCUGUACUACUUCGUGUGUGAUCCCCUACACUACCAUGACAAAGUCACCACAAGACGUGUGGUCGUUGGCAUCUUGGCGUUUAGAGCCUUCUCCUUCCUCGGACUUACGCCUGUGGCCUUUGGCGGACGCCAAGUCCCCACGUACAGCCUGCAUUGUGAGAUGGCCACAGUUCCUGGGAACAGUACUACCUUACCUGACAUUUUCAUCGGCAUGACCGUACUGGUCCUAUUACUUGCUGUUCUCUUCAUCACAAUGAUCUACUACCUUGUCUUCAAGGAAGCCAGGCGACAACAGGAAAGAGACGAGAACCGUGACCUGUGGGUGUUCCAGACCAAGGCGUUCAAAGUGAUGCUGCCGCAUGCCAUCGUGUUGGCUGCAGCUCUAACCACUGCCCUUUUCCAUGCAGCCAUGGUACGUAUGCGAGCUCUGAUCAGCGAAGAGCAGAUGUCCCAACGUGCCCUGAUCAUCGCUGACCGCACGGCCAUCCUCCUGUUCCUGACGCUAUCAUCCCUAGCCAACCCGUUCAUCUACAGCUUCCGGCUGCCAGAGUUCCGCCGAGCGUGCAGGGAGCUGUGCGGAUGGCGGACCAACCCUAACCCGCCGGUGGUACCGGCGCGACGGUAUCGGCAGGACGACGCGGAGAUGGCCGCCGUCACCGGUCCCGGGCGGCGCGGUGCACCGGCCUCGGAACUGGCGUCAGCUCCAGCGGGUCCGAUCAUGCAGCCCACGGCGGAGGACCCGCCUGCAGACCCGGCAGAAAAGCAGACAACACAGGCAGACACGACCCCCGGACCAGCCUCCCGUGCAGAACACCAGACCGCCUCAGGGACAGGGCGACCGUUCCGGCUAACAGUGAUGGCGGAGGUGCACGCCGAGCCAACACCACGUCCUGAAGACAACAUGACGGUAACACUUCCCGGACAACUAUACACGGAUGCCGAAGCAGAAGACGUCCCCACACUUACACUGGACACCGAGAACAACCAGGCAACAACAGGACACACUUCGGACCGCCCGCCUGUGCGUACAAAGUUAGCAUGGGAGGGCUAGGUACAAGCCAUUGCAACAAAGGCCAAUCCUGAAGAAGAGACACCCCGAAAUAAGGACUUGCUGUCUGAAACAGUUCAACGUGCGCCCAAACAAGACGUGUGGAAUAUUAGAUUUGGACAAUUCAGGAACAGAAUUAC
This is a messenger RNA of Branchiostoma belcheri (Belcher's lancelet), 1553 nucleotides long. RefSeq names its product olfactory receptor 6M1-like. The record is from RefSeq and is a predicted model, not a curated record. Gene Ontology annotation, biological process: G protein-coupled receptor signaling pathway. Gene Ontology annotation, molecular function: G protein-coupled receptor activity. The coding region runs from base 1 to 1416 and encodes 471 amino acids. Lineage: Eukaryota; Metazoa; Chordata; Leptocardii; Amphioxiformes; Branchiostomatidae. The transcript has a single exon. Gene Ontology annotation, cellular component: membrane.